Molecule: messenger RNA, 2146 nt
Organism: Oryzias latipes (Japanese medaka)
Lineage: Eukaryota; Metazoa; Chordata; Actinopteri; Beloniformes; Adrianichthyidae
Gene: tbxas1
Product: thromboxane A synthase 1 (platelet)
Molecular function (GO): steroid hydroxylase activity; oxidoreductase activity, acting on paired donors, with incorporation or reduction of molecular oxygen; heme binding
Source: RefSeq, a predicted model, not a curated record
UAGAGCGCAGCAAACCACGGCUGUGAGCGCAAAGAGAAGAAGAAGCAGAAGAAGAAGAAGAAGACAGCUGUUUGGUAAUGUUUACAUACGCAGGAUCUGACAGGAGGACGGCGUCAGAAACCUUCAUGUGAUGUUUGUGGCAGAGAUUUAACUCGUCUUCUUCCAUCAUGGAGACGCUUUUUGACCUCUUCACGAUGUUCAACGUCAAAGCGAGCAGCGGCUCCGUGACGCUCAGCCUCCUCCUCGUCUUCCUGGGUCUUCUCUACUGGUAUUCCGUUUAUCCUUUCUCGGUCCUCUCUCGGUACGGCAUCAAACAUCCGAAGCCGGUGCCGUUUUUUGGGAAUUUGUUUUUGUUCCGGGAGGGUUUCUUUAAACCUCUCAACGAUCUUAUAAAAACCCACGGCAGAGUGUGCGGGUAUUAUUUGGGCCGUAAACCGGUGGUGGUGAUCGCAGACCCCGAUCUGCUCCGGCAAGUGAUGGUGAAGGACUUCAGCAGCUUCCCUAACAGAAUGACUCUGCGCUUCGCCACCAAACCCAUGGUGGACUGUUUGCUGGCCCUGAAGGACGAGCGGUGGAGGAGAGUGAGGAGCAUCCUGACUCCGUCCUUCAGUGCUGCCAAGAUGAAAGAAAUGGUUCCGCUCAUCAACACGGUAACGGAAGUUCUGAUGAAGAACCUGACCACCCACGCCGAGUCCGGCCAGGCUUUCGACAUCCACAGGUGUUUUGGCUUCUUCACCAUGGACGUCAUUGCCAGCGUGGCCUUCGCCACCCAGGUGGACUCUCAGAACAAACCCGACGACCCGUUCGUCCACCACGCUCAAAUGUUCUUCACCUUCUCCUUCUUCAGGCCCAUGAUGAUGUUUUUCAUUGCUUUUCCCUCCUUGAUGGCUCCCGUGGCGAGAUUCAUUCCAAACAAAAGGCGAGACGAGAUGAGUAAUUUCUUCAUCCACAACAUUCAGAAGAUCAUCAAGCAGAGGGAGGAGCAGCCUCCAGACCAGCGGCGCAGAGACUUCCUUCAGCUGAUGCUGGACGCGCGAACGGCCAAAGAGUGUGCGUCUUUGGACCAGUUUGACACCUCCAACCACGGAGACGAGACGCUGACCAACCCCAAAGCGGCGUCUUCGGAUCAGGAAAGCAGCCGCUCAGAGGAGUCGGCGCUCAGGCGUCCUCAGAAGAAGAUGAUGACCGAGGAUGAAGUCGUGGGCCAGGCCUUCAUCUUCCUCCUGGCGGGCUACGAGACCACCAGCAGCACUCUGGGCUUCACCUGCUACCUGCUGGCCGUCCACCCCGAGUGCCAACACAAAGUGCAGCAGGAGGUGGACCAGUUCUUCAGCAGACACGAGUCACCCGACUACACCAACAUCCAGGAGCUGAAGUACAUGGACAUGGUGGUGUCCGAGACGCUACGGCUCUACCCUCCUGGAUUCAGGUUUGCCAGAGAGGUCGAGGAGGACUGCGUGGUGAACGGCGUGCGCCUCCCGAAAGGAGCAACGCUGGAGAUUCCCGCCGGCUUCCUCCAUUACGAUCCGGAAUACUGGUCUGAGCCGGAGAAGUUCAUCCCUGAGAGGUUCACUGCGGAAGCGAAGGCCAGCCGGCACCCGUUUGUCUACCUCCCGUUCGGGUCGGGACCCCGGAACUGUGUGGGGAUGAGGCUGGCCCAGCUGGAGAUCAAGAUGGCCUUGGCUCACCUGUUCCGCAGCUUCAGCGUGGUGGCGUGCUCCGAGACCAAAGUUCCUCUGGAGCUGAAGUCGUCCAGCACGCUGGGACCCAAGAACGGCAUUUUUGUCAAAAUUACCAAAAGAGAAGCUCAAGCAGAUUCUCCUCCAGAGGAUUAGAAACUAACCUUUAGGAAAAGAAAGGAAGGAAAUCAUCUGAACAGGAUUCCAGCUCUGUGAAACCAUUGAAAAUGGAAGCGACAGUCGGUUCUGAUGAGCUGGAGAUGCAGAUUUGCACCUUUUUGCUGCUGAAAUCGUCUCUUUGCAAAACUUCCACUAAACAAAAACUACAACCAUGCGGUGAAACCUCCCUGGUUUUAGAAAAGAGAAAGUAUAUCUAUAGGUUUUAAUCAUCAAUGUGAUUCAAAUAUAUUGAUUUUUUUUAAUAACACAGUUGUAUUUGAUUUACUGAAAUAAAACUGUUCCAAAUA